Messenger RNA from Dracunculus medinensis (Guinea worm), 540 nucleotides. NCBI's taxonomy places the organism in Eukaryota, Metazoa, Nematoda, Chromadorea, Rhabditida, Dracunculidae. The record is from the annotation of a GenBank genome assembly.
AUGGGCAUUCCAAUGAACAUAAUUGUUGCAAUAGAUUCAUAUAAUGGUAUAGGAAAAAAUGGUUCUUUGCCGUGGAAUCUAUCGAAAGAUUUAAUACGUUUUGGCAAAUUAACAACAAAAACAACGGAUAAAAACAAACGAAAUGUAGUUUUGAUGGGACGGAAGGUGUGGCAAAGUAUCCCUGAAAAAUUUCGUCCACUUAAGAAUCGAUUAAAUGUUGUGCUAAGUAUGACGAUGGAACCAUUCGAAAAUAUUAUCGUUGCUCGAAGCUUUGAAAGUGCCAUUGAUACAAUACAAAAAAUGGAUGAUAUUGAAACGAUUUGGAACAUAGGUGGUAUUGAGGUCUAUAGAAAAGGUCUUGAAUCAAAUUUAUUAGAUAAAUUAUUCAUAACAUUCGUGGAUGGUAAUUUUAAUGCUGAUACCUUCUUCCCGACGAUCGAUUUUCGUUCUUUCUCUAGGGAAAAUUACCCAGAAGAUCCCUCAAAUGAUCAAGAAGAGAAUGGGAUAAAAUUUCGAUUUGCAGUUUAUAAGAAAAAUUAA